UUCGUUCAGUCGAAGUUGGCAAAUGCUGCAGGAUGACGGUCGCAUGAUGGAGUUCGAGGUGAGCCUGUACGACUCCUUGGUUGAGAGGAAGGGUGCUCCAGGUGGGAACAAAGCGGGUGUGGUGCACGUCGCAUCGUUUCCGUCGGAUCGUGUCAUGCAAGCUGUGGCCAAGGUGGUUGGGUACUCCGAGACGGCGUUUGUAUCCAGGCGGCCUGACAACUCGAACAACGUGUACAUUCGGUUCUUUACGCCUGAAGGGGAAGUUGACCUUUGCGGACAUGCGACUAUCGCGGCGUUCUCGACCAUGCCACCAAGCACGACAUUCGCGAUGCACACGAUCAAAUCGACGCUGAUCGUGUCCACCGACUCGACUGGUCGUGUCACCAUGGACCAAGACCUUCCGAUCUUUUACUCACCAAGUGCAACAGUGAUUUCGUCCGUUCUAGAGUCGUUGGGGCUGGACGCAGACGACAUUGAUGAAGCGCAGUACCCCAUCACAAUUGCGUCGACGGGGCUGCCAGAUGUGUUUGUUCACGUGCGAAGUCGUACGAUCCUCGCUGACAAGCUCACGCCGAACAUGGAUUUGAUCGCGAAGGUUUCCAAGGAGCUAAGCACGAUCGGGUAUCACGUGUAUACGCUGGACGUCGACAAUCCAGAGUACACGGCCGAGUGCCGCAACUUUGCGCCACUGUAUGGCAUCGAUGAAGAAGCUGCAACGGGGACAUCGUCCGGUGCGUUGGGAGCACUGCUCUGCCAUUUGCGUCGUCGCACCGAUGCGGAAACGACGACCUGUCGCAUGGUGUUUUCCCAAGGACGAAGCAUGCACCUACCUUCCCGCAUCGAGUCAAUUGUGACGGUAGAUAGCGACGGUGCCAUUUCGCGGGUGUCUAUUGCUGGCAUCGCCCAGUCCUGUGGUACGCAGAUCGUGUCGGUGUCGGCGCUGCCGUGAGGAUUGGUCCAUGGCUGAAUGAACCAAGUCGUCUUUUUCGCAGGGCAGGGUUCGUUGAUUUUGUCUUUUUUGUGAAUUGUCGAUAUUAUGAUAAUUCCACACGUCAGUGGCAUACGACAUGUAUCCGACAAAUUGUG
Molecule: messenger RNA, 1086 nt
Organism: Aphanomyces invadans
Lineage: Eukaryota; Oomycota; Saprolegniomycetes; Saprolegniales; Verrucalvaceae
Exons: 2
Coding region: 23-949 (308 amino acids)
Biological process (GO): biosynthetic process
Cellular component (GO): cytoplasm
Molecular function (GO): isomerase activity
Source: RefSeq, a predicted model, not a curated record